UUGUAUAUGUAGGAGACGCCGGAAUAGAACGGUUGGGUGACGCUAAUGAUAAAAAUACGUUGAAUUGGGGGAAAAAAAACAAAUGAUUUCUUAAGUUUUGAAAUUAGUGUAAAAAGUUUACUAAGAUAAAAUAAGAAUGCAGAAUUUACAAUGCAAGAAGAAAAGUGUGUAAGCAAAGAAUUUAUUUCUAAUAAUGUGAUGCUGCAAACGGAUGCUCGGACAACUCCGAAUGGAUUGCAAUCUCCACGUAUAACGCAUCACAGGCAGCAAAGGACACGAUCGGAAAUGACUACGUCGCCAACAGUUGUCGGAACAGGUAGUUCUGAUGAACAAACGGUGCUGCUAAACAAUAAUGACAUUUUCAAUAUUGCCAAAGCAAAAAAGAUUGAUUUGCAGAAUCUGUCUUCACGUUUCUCUCAAGACAGUCCACUUACAGAUGAACGAUCACCCAGUACAACCAAAGGUUACGUCCUUAAGAAAGUAGCAUCAUUCAUGGUUGAGAAGACACCACCUUCCACCGCCGCUAUAAUAAGUGGUGGUGCGAAGCGUUUGCUCUGUUGUGUUCCAGAAAAAUUAAACUUCAAUGCCUCUGAAAAGUUUGAAGGUCACCUGCUUUUAAAAUGGUUUAUCUCCUCAGUUCCUUUGUCUACGGAUGUAAAAAUUAGCGAACAAGAUCUUAACGCCAUAACAAUGCAUUACUGCAACAAUCUCGUUGGUAUUGGCGUUUUAAAACAAGUUCCUGAAAAAUCUGAUUUAGAAGUAUUCAAUUUAAUGAGCACAUACCAAUGGACGCACACAGAAUCACCAAGAGAAACAUUUGCGUUGUCAUCAACUCCUUCUGAAAAUGGUGUACUGAAACUACCCGUCAUUACACCAAAUGGUAAAACUGUACCAUUAACUAUACAAACUGAAACGCUACCUGCUGAGGCUAAAAACUCUUUUAUUCGAUUGCCACGAUAUAUUGCUAAUGUACCUAAUAGUGAAGACGAGCGUGAAGAAUUGCAUGACUUGUCAGAUUUUUCUAUUACAGAAAAUCGAGGAACAUGCGAACUGUCCGAGUUACUGGAGUCUAAUAACAAUGCAGUAUUCGAAAAUGGUCAAAACAAAACUUGGUUGAAACCGAAUAUGGUAGAUCAAGCGGCUCAAACCGACUCAAAUGUGAUAAAAACUGAGACUUUAUGCAUUAAAUGCAAAUCAGUCAAUCAAAAUUAUAAAAUUAUGAUCAAUCAGUAUGUGCAAGUUAGUGUGGAAGAACUACAAAAUGACAAGGAUACUGUAGACGACGACGUAAAAAAACAAACAUCUGUUGAUUCACCUUUUACUCCACCGGUGCCCCCACCUCUUUUAUUAAAUUCAAACGGAGAGUUAAUUAUAACACCUGUGCCUCCACCUCCACCGUCUUUUUCUUCAUCAUCAACUUCAGGUAUAAUAGAACCGCCAUUACCGCCACCGCCACCUAUUCCCAUCGCUAAUAUAACACCAGCUCCUCCUCCACCACCAGCUGCCGCGUUGAAUUUAGUUUGUGAUAAAAAACGUGAUACACAUGAAGUACCUAGUAUCAACACAUCUCCUGAUAAUUUACCUAAACCUCUACCAAGUGCUGUAGAAGGUGGCUGGUUUAAGGAAAAUGUUUCGCGUAAAAAUGUUUUAAAUCCACCAAAGCCUAUGAGACCUCUAUGGUGGACAAGGAUAGUGACAUCACCACCACCAUUACCUGCUCCUAGCCGCGACGCUCCUGACGAAGGAAUAGAAAUGGAAAAUAGUUCAUUGAACGAAUCAACUAAUAAAAUGAUAUCAAAACAAAUUUGGCAGUUAAUAGACGACAUGAAUUUAGACAACUUGGAUGAAUUUACCGAACUCUUCUCCAGGCAAGCAGUUAUAUCGGCUGUAAAGCCCAAAGAAAAAAAAGAAGUUCGUGUUAAGACUAUUAAGGUGCUGAGUAGUAAACGUUCACAAAGCAUUGGAAUUUUAGCGCGUAGUUUGCACUGCGAUGUUGAAGAAAUAGAACAAGGUGUGUGUAAUAUUGAUACAUCCCUUGUUAGUUUAGAGACGCUCCAGCAAAUUAUUAGUAUUCAGGGGACUGAAGAAGAAUUAGAAAUAAUAAAUGAAGCGGCCAAAGGAGAUGUGCCCUUGGAUUAUCCAGAGAUGUUUUUACUAAAUAUUUCCAAAAUAUGUAUGUUUUCAGAACGUGUGUCAUGCCUUGUUUUUCAACAAGAGUUUGACGAAGCUACAACUCAAAUAUCUCGUAAACUAGAAGUAGUUGAACGAGUCUCUCAAUUUCUGAUGCAAAAUAAAGAGUUGAAACAUGUGUUCUCCAUUAUACUUACACUAGGUAAUUAUAUGAAUGCUGGCAACAGACAACGCGGUCAAGCAGAUGGUUUCGCACUAGAAAUUCUUGGUAAAUUAAAAGAUGUGAAAUCCAAUGAAUCGCAAACAACACUUCUCCAUUUUAUUGUACGAACAUAUAUCCAGCGUUGCAUUAAGGAUGGCUUAAAUAUUAGAGAUAUUCCUUUACCCGUUCCUGAACCAUCUGAUGUCGAACGCGCGGCGCAAGUUAAUUUUGACGAAGUUAAUCAACAAAUCAAAGACUUACAAGAACGAAUAAGAGGUUGUAAAAUAACGGCAGAGCUUGUUGAACAAACUUCCAAUGAACGAACACAAGAACCAUUUAGAAGUAAAAUGAGGGAAUUUAUCGAACAUGCGACUGUUUCAAUUAAUAAUCUUCAUACCAAAUGGAAGGAUUGCCAGAAGCUGUUUAUUGACACCAUGAGAUAUUAUUACUUCACCCCGAAAACAAAAGCGCUCAAGGAUUGCACUCCUGAUCAAUUCUACGAAUGUUGGACUAAUUUUUGUAAUGAUUUCAAGGACAUAUGGAAAAAAGAAAUAGCAACAACAUUGACUGAAGUUAUGAACAAACUGAAACAAAUACAGAAUCAAGUUCGUAAGAAUGUGAAAACCACAAAUACCAAACCUGGUGGACUGAAAGAACGAAUGAUGCGUUUGACCAAAAAAUAAGAAUCAGCAUUCCUAUACCAGCAGAUCUAGACACCUGUACAAAAACCACCACUACAAUUUCAACAAAAACUUGUAUUAAAAAUUUUUGAAACAAAAAAUAGUUAUAA
Teleopsis dalmanni is the source of this 3122-nucleotide messenger RNA. RefSeq names its product protein cappuccino (gene capu). Gene Ontology annotation, biological process: cortical actin cytoskeleton organization; actin filament network formation. Gene Ontology annotation, molecular function: actin filament binding. NCBI's taxonomy places the organism in Eukaryota, Metazoa, Arthropoda, Insecta, Diptera, Diopsidae. Gene Ontology annotation, cellular component: cytoplasm; cytoskeleton. The record is from RefSeq and is a predicted model, not a curated record. Bases 151 to 3015 code for a protein of 954 amino acids. The transcript has 8 exons.